Peronospora farinosa is the source of this 5739-nucleotide messenger RNA. The record is from the annotation of a GenBank genome assembly. NCBI's taxonomy places the organism in Eukaryota, Oomycota, Peronosporomycetes, Peronosporales, Peronosporaceae.
AUGGCGACGAUCUGUGGCGCAUUCCGGCAGCUUACAAGCGCCUGUGUGGCAUCUGCAGAGUCUCCUUCGUCACUCAAGAUCGGUCCAACGUCGUCGUCGUCGUCGCUUUCCCACGCGUCAAACGCGCCCAGGACGCUCUCGGGUCCCAUCAUACGUGUCCCACGCAUUAGUCGCACGGGUUACACGUCAUUGGAUCAGUUUACACGCUCGGUAGAAAAAAUUGCUACGCUUCGUGUGAAUAGAUUACGUACAGGUGAGUGUGUGGGUCACAUGUUGAGCUCCAUGGACGUCCUGCUGGGCAUGCAGUUAGUAGCGUCGUCACGACGGGAUUUUCGCGUCUGUGUGAACUUUGUGCUGCCUGGUAGUGACGCAGAGGCAUUGGGCAUUCAUCCAGCGGCUCUCGUAGUGGCUAUUAAUGGCCGUUCGAUGCGUGGAGUGAGUCUACAGCGGGUGCUAAGGGUGAUUCAGCGUGCACUGAGUUGUACAGAAGACAAGAGUGAUAGUCCAUUGAUUGAAGUGCCAGCAAUUGGAGAUUUUAUUGAGAUUGAUUUGGCUCAGAGAGAGCACGAGAUGAACGUGGAUCGCAACUUGUUUGCACUCACGCAGUUUCCAUCACCACAGGGUCAGCAUUUGCCUGGCGUGAAGCAGUUUCAAGAUGGCUAUGAAGCAGAUACGAUUCAGGAGCCUAUGCAGACUCAGGAACAGACUUCUCCAACGCUUCUCCUUCAUGGACGGGAAAGGUCGAGGUCAUUUAAACACUUUUGGAUGUCGGACAGGUCCAGUAAAGCGUGUUACGAGUGUGAACGAUUGUUUACGUUCUUUCGACGAAGACAUCAUUGCCGAUCUUGUGGGCAAAUAUUCUGUGCAAACUGUUGUGCCAGGUUGCCACAGUCGUUUGGAGUAAACAAAGUAGACGAGUCAAUUGAACGAUUGAGGAAACAAUUGGUCUGUCAUAGUUGUCACCGACAGUUACGAGAAGGAUUGCAAAUGAAACUAACAGGUGCUAACUUCGAGGAAGAUUCGCAGAAAUCGGUGAAUUCUCCACCUGUCCAUACGCUGCUACUUAUGCCGCAGCAUCUUGCUGAAGCUAUAAAACGCACGACGUCCGACGCGUCUAGCUUGAAGCAAUUGGAUAAAUCGGAAUUGUUUGGAAAAGAUGAAAUAAAUGACGAUAUACGGGUCAGUGAACAGCCUGAAAAGUCGAGGCCACCAUUGCUAUUUAGUAUGUUCCCCAAGGUUCAAAUUGUUGCAAGCGCGCAACAUCUGGCUCAUCAGCCGCAUCUGCAUGAACUGACAAAAGAGGUGAAGCAAACUGGUCAUGGAACUGCGCGCAGACUAAGGACAUUCAGCGAUCCGCAACUCUUGCUUGAACGAAAGGAUGCACAGCACGCAUCCCGGAAACUGAAGCGCUCAAAUAGCCAGGCAGAUCUAGUUAACCCGAGCAAUCAUCGCUGGAGUGACGCAGAGUUUAAGCGUCUCGUCUCAGAGUCAAAUGCGCAAGCACGGCUUGCAGGAACGUUCCCUCCCACUUCGACUACUCUAACGACGCGGCCCAAGACCCUGUCAGUGUCAUUCGAUACUGCGCGCUUUGGAAACGCUGUUCAGUGGAACCCAUUUGGCCCUGAAAAACGCGUCAAAACGAAAGAUAUCGGCAUUCUAGCCAUGGUUGGCUUGUCCAAGGAUAUUCGCAACGAAUUAGACGAUUCUGAGCACGUUAUUAGAAUAGAAACAGCUGUGGAACGAAUGUCAAAAGAUUCUCGUGACCGCAUUGAAGAGCGCAUUUUCCAUUUGCUAGACAGCUCUCCGGCAGUAUCGCAUCUCUUAAUGAUCGAGCAGCAUCGGUGGAUGCAAAUUAUUAACUUGUUUGCCCAUCGAGCUGCGCUCACUGUCUCGUGCGAGCCCGACGAAGGUGAUUUGCUGGACAUUAUGCAGUAUGUCCGUGUCCAAUGUUUGGAUGGUGGACGUGUGCAAGAUAGUUUUUUCAUUGAUGGCGUCCUCGUUCACAAAAGUUUGGCUCGCAAAGGAAUGAGAAGUGAUAUUCUAAACCCGCGCAUUCUACUGAUUGCUUCAGUGUUAGACUACCAGCGUAAGAAGGACGUAAUUUCGUCGUUGGAGGGCGUCGCUGGCCAAGAAGUGGAAUAUAUGCAUAUCGUUACGGAGAAGAUUAUGACUUUUAGCCCUGAUAUCGUCAUGUUCGAAGGUCAUGUGCACCGAGUUGCAGAGGAGCUGCUUUACAAAGGCAAUGUAGCAGUCGUAAAAAACGUCCGCUUGAUCGACUUGCAACGAAUUGCUCGCUGCACCGGCGCGUCCGUACUGACGUCGUACGAUCACAUUGACAAAAUGUCCGAUGCUGGGGUAAUUGGCACUUGCAAGCGAUUUUACGUAUUGCUGAGCGACCAAGAGCCGAAAAGUGCAAAAAAGAUUGCGUUUAGAUCGAAUGCUGACGGGCUCUACGAAGCGGUAGAAGGAUCUGGUAUUUCUCGGCAGCGGCGAAAACGAACACAGCGCCAGAAUAUUGUUUUUGAAGGGGGUAUCAUGUCAAAGGGGUGCACUUUGUGCCUACGCGGAGGAACACCUGAUGUUUUCACGGACAUCACGAAUGUGCUAACUGCAAUCAUCCGCUGCGCGUAUAACAUGCGGCUGCAGCGGUCUAUGUUGGCAUCUUACGGAUACAUUCCCCCUAGACGAAAGCAAGAGCGUUCUGUUGCAGAGGAAUGGUUUGCCAAGUCGUCAACAUCCCUGUACAUCUCGCUCAAGUCUAAUUCACUAUCAAUGCGUGCUGCCCUGAAGGAAACACAGGCUAUGUGUAAAUGGUGCAAGGCUCACACACGGUUUAACAAUAUUAGUUCUCUUCGGGUGGUUCAUGGGGCGAAAGACGAUGACAGUGCCUUGGCAACUGCAAGUGUUGUGCAGCCGGGCCAUCUCAAUUGGUGUACUUGCGGAGCGAAAUCAUCUAGCGCGCUGAGGGACCGUAUUCUGUUCUCUACCUGUUGGAGUUCAUUGGAGGGGAAAACGGCAUCGAAAGCUGAAAUGAUGUGCAUCGACUUUUACAGUUCAAACGAUAUGUCGGUUGGCCAAUUCCUGGAUAAUUUCUGCUUUGCAAAUAGCAAGGCUGAGUUCAAGCGCGCGUUUGCAACGUCAAAGCUGUCUUUUUCCCACGAUACCGGCCGCGUUAUCAUACGGGUAAAAGAUUUGAAUGAGUUUAAGGACACCAGUGAUCAGCAACCUCCAGCAGAGUUUCUUCGGGAAUUCAGCUAUCGUUCCAUCCUGCAGCAGAUUCGAUCGGAUGAAGUGCUGAUGUGGUCACGCAAUAUAAGUGGUGGGAACGCUUCUGCCUUUUUGUCCUCAACGUAUUCGGUAAUACCGAGGGACGCGUGGAAUUAUUCGUUUGGUAAAUUUUUGGAGGACAUGUUCUAUGGAAAGGCUAUGGGCAUUGACUGCGUCCGUUUUCCCCACUUAGGUGGUGUGAGCGGGUCGCGAGAUGCGUCAUUGGUGCACUAUUUUUCGCGUCACGGACGAGUUGCAAGUGUACAUGUCGAGCCUCUUGAGCCUGUUCUCCACGUCGCAUUACAACCGGCGCUCUGGCAGGAUCACAUUGAUCACCAAGUUCAACUUGAGGCUAUUCAUGACCUCUGCGAUCUCGUUCGCGAAGUGUACGGGGUAACAACUUCGAAAGUCGCCGAGUCGAUGGAAGAUCUGGUUACGCCACUUCACGCGAAGCAGAACUUAAAGAUCUUGCGGAAUGAGGUUCAGCAAUGGUAUUCCUGCUUCGGUGCAAAAAUUGGGUCAAACCCACCGCAAGAUGUAUUUGCAUACAACGCUCACUUUCGGGAAAUUUACGAGUACGCCGUUGGUUGGAGUUUGCGUAUUACACGUACCGUUCAGGCUACGGUAAAACCAACAAUGGUAAAUCACAUCGAUAGUCCAAAGAGUGCCCUCCCUAAAGCUUGGUUUGAUCAGCUCGCACAGCAGGCAGAAUGCAGCGACCGGUACAGCGACAUAUCUGCUCCUAGUGCUCUGGGGACAACGCCAGUGAACAUGAAUUUUCAGGAGCCUGGUAACUUGGCACAUCUCGCGAGCUUUGCGCGUAGUUUGGCUGCAGCAAACAAUGCCUCGCCAGCAGGAGGAACGGCGCAGGUCGCCAACGAAGUUGCGAACACGUUGCGGCAGAAUGGAACUACUGGCACGCAUCAAUCGGAGCCAUGGGAGUCGGAUGAAGGCUACGAUCAUUAUGACGAAUCUAGUCAUUCGUUUCCGAUCGAUUUCAUGGCAGAAACGGAGCCGUAUACGUCAGUGACACCAGUAUUUGGAAAAACACUGUCAAUGUCUGGUGUUCCUGGUCACGCUUCCUCCUCCACCAUGGGAGCUCUUACGUCCAGGAAAGCACUUGAGAAUUUUCGUCUGACGCAGCAAGCGAAGAAGCCUGACGGCUUAGGAUACUUAGCACUGCCUAAAAGAUUGCUCGAGUGGCACCCUAGCUUGCCGAUGGGGGCAAAUAAGGCCCCAGUUUUGGUUAACGCAAAGCAGCCGACUUCGGUGGUGGCGUACUCUCUUUUUUCAAACGAAUACAGCCGUUGCAUCAACGAUAACAUGCGGAAAGAAGCUUUCCGAUACACGGUUGAGGCAAAAGUUGCUGAGAAUGGCGUUCCGUCAGUGGCCAAUUGCGGCCAGUCCGAAGAGAUCAGGAGUAUGCUGUGCAUUUUGCGCUCAGCCACGCGAAAUAACGUCGGUCACAGUUUUGUUGAUGAGAAUCAGUUUCAAUCGGCUGUGCGCUUUAGCUGCAAAUCGUACUACGCCAUGCAAUUUCACGCGCUCCGAAAGCUGUAUUAUGGAGGUGACCGAAACUACGUAGAAUCUCUUUGCAACUGUCAGCAGUGGAAUGCUGCUGGCGGUAAGUCAGGUGCUGGUUUUCUGAAGACACGCGACGAACGCUUCAUCGCAAAAGCCAUUCCAGAAAUUGAGCUGCAGAUGUUUCUGAGCAUGGCAAACGAGUACUUUUGCUACAUGGCAAAGACCUUCGAAAACGACUUGUCAUCAAUGCUCUCUAAAGUGCUUGGUAUUUACAAGGUAUCUAUCUCAAACACAAUCCAAAGUGGUGACAGCGAUCAAAACGUGCGCAUGUGUGUAAUCGUGAUGGAGAAUUUGAUGUAUGGGCGCGAAGUUGACUUUUCUUUCGAUCUAAAAGGCAAGAUGGAAGGACGUUACAAAGAGGGUCAGCUCGGAGAUAGCCGCUCUGUUUUGUGGGAUCGCAAUUUCGUGGAGUUGGCCGGUGGUAUUCCGUUACCUCUACAGGAAUCUGCGUUAUCAUUACUUCUGUCCGCGAUCAUAAACGAUACAACCUUCUUGGCAUCUGUCCAAGCAACCGAUUAUUCAAUGCUGGUGGGCUACGAUGUAAAAAAACAGGAGCUGGUAGCGUGCAUUAUCGAUUACAUUCACAAGUACGACUUCAUGAAGAUGAUGGAACAUGCCGGUAAGCGGCUAAUUCAAGAGGAAGGAGAAAUUACCGUGCUGAAUCCAAAGCACUACCGCAAACGUUUUUGCCUGGCCAUGAACAAGUAUUUCGUCACGAUUCCGUCGCGGUACACAAAGGUGACCACAGUUGUCCGGAACACGACGUUCACUACAACAGUCGGCAGUUCCGGCACAACAACCCAAGAAGAAGAGAAAGACUACCAACAACCUCCCUACAGUACUAGCACGACUGCCAGCAGUGUGAGCACUCUGCGUCAACAGUACUAA